Thermothelomyces thermophilus ATCC 42464 is the source of this 2103-nucleotide messenger RNA. RefSeq lists its product as uncharacterized. Lineage: Eukaryota; Fungi; Ascomycota; Sordariomycetes; Sordariales; Chaetomiaceae. The transcript is spliced from 3 exons. Gene Ontology annotation, biological process: regulation of autophagy; positive regulation of TOR signaling; cellular response to starvation. The record is from RefSeq and is a predicted model, not a curated record. Gene Ontology annotation, cellular component: Gtr1-Gtr2 GTPase complex; fungal-type vacuole membrane; nucleus. Gene Ontology annotation, molecular function: GTPase activity; GTP binding. The coding region runs from base 568 to 1800 and encodes 410 amino acids.
CUGCCCCUGGUUUCGCCCCAUCUCCGCCCCAUCGGAGAAAAAGAGCAAAAAAAGUUGGAACACGGGGCAGAGACACGGAAAUGGCGACUGCCGCUGCGGAUGUUGGCCGACUAGCCCGACGGCGGUGACCAAGUGCUUGCAUCGCCUGUCUUGCAUCGGUCAUGGCAAGCAAGAUUCGGACGCUCAACUCUCCUCGCACAAGCAAGCGCCUGAGUCGAUAGCUGCGAGUUCCCUCCCCGGCUCACCGUUUCUCUUCUGUCUCACGCCUGUGCGGCUGCCCUUCCGUACCGGUGACCUAGACACCCGACAACCAAUCCACGCAGACACCUCCCUUGGAGGCUACAAACGAACGGAUCCCCAGAGAUUCCCUCUGCGCCUGACUGAGGCCUGGGUUCUACAAAUACCAUUCUCCCGUCCAGAGACGAAUGCAUAGCGCGUUCCGAGUUUUCCAGUCAUUUCGAGUGUCCAAAGGGGGGUUAUACGGUCGGUCGUCCGUAUCUGUAAACGGAACAAAAAGGUCUAGGGGCCUGCGGCAGUCCGGAAAGGGUCUCCUCGAUUGUUUUCGUCAUGUCGUCUUCUUCUAUUGAGGACGGCGCCGCCCCUGCUGACACGAGCAGCGGGCUCUCCCGUCCUUAUCCCAUCAGAUACAUCAGUCCAGCAGCGCUAAACCUUCACCGUGUCUACGAGCAGAACCGCCAACGAUUGCAAAAGAAAGAUGGCGCUAAGGUGCCCGAUCCCACAGCACCCCAGACCAAGGGGAAACCGCGGUUGUUGUUGAUGGGCCAAAGAAGAAGCGGCAAGUCGUCGAUAUCGAGUGUGGUGUUUCACAAGUUGCCUCCCAGCGAGACGCUCUUCCUCGAGUCGACCGCUCGGAUCCAGAAGGAUAGUCUCAAUUCCUUUAUGGAGUUCCAAGUAUGGGACUUUCCGGGGCAGAUCGACAUCUUUGACAACCCCAACUUCACGUUCGACAUGGACGCCAUCUUUGGCGAGAUUGGCGCCCUGAUAUGGGUGAUUGACGCCCAGGACGACUAUCUCGAGGCCGUCGCCCGGCUCAACGCCACCAUCAUCCACCUCCACCGCAGUUACCCGCACAUCAACAUCGAGGUCUUCAUCCACAAGGUAGACGGCCUGAGCGACGACUACCGGCUCGACAUCCAGCGCGACGUGACCAUCCGGAUCCAGGACGAGCUGUCGGACCAGGGCAUCGAGAACGCGCCGGUCAACUUCCACCUGACAUCCAUCUACAAUCACAGCAUCUUUGAAGCGUUCAGCAAGGUGAUCCAGAAGCUGAUUCCGCGCCUCGGCCAGCUCGAGGCCAUGUUGACCAACCUCUGCCGCACGUGCCACUUUGAGAAGGCCUACCUCUUUGACGUCAACACCAAGAUCUACAUUGCCACGGACAAUACGCCCGAGGACAUGGCCAGCUACGAGAUCUGCUCCGACUAUGUCGACGUCAUCAUCGACUUUACCGAGGUCUACGGCUCGUGGCCCCGGUCGGAGCAGUGGCGUGCACGCCUGGAGGGCGAGCCCUGGAGCCAGCCGCUAGAGGACCAGGUCGCGUGCGAGUGGGCCGAGAGCGGCAUGGUCCUUGCCGAGGCGCGCCGCCCCAUCAUGCUGCGCGAGGUCGACCGCUUCCUGGCGCUGGUGGCCAUCAUGAAGGAGGGAUCGUACGAGAAGAUGCCCCAGAUCAACAUGAACGUCGACGUGGUCGUCAGGGGCCUGACCGAGUUCUUUGAGAUUACAAAGUCGAAGGAGGUUUCCGCCGGGGCGCGGGGGCUGUCGAGCCCUGCGUUGGGUUGACUAUUAUCUGAUGCGUUCAAGUAUUAGAAGAGAAUUGGGGGUAGGCAAGGGUGAGCGGCGGAACCGGAAAACAGAAAGGAGAGAAAGGAGGAUCUCUAGGCGACAAAAAGUAUCUCGAAUAGAGGUUGUCAUUGAAAACGGGUCACUAACAAGCUAACACUUCCUUUCCUAAAUACGACACGGUCCAGGAUGAACCGAGACCUGGGGCUGAUGGUGAUUGAGGUGGGGGGGAAAGGGACUCUAGCGCCACGGGUAAUAGGGAUUAGACGGAUUACACCUCCUCCAGGAUAAAUAAUCCUAGUG